Molecule: messenger RNA, 369 nt
Organism: Bombina bombina (fire-bellied toad)
Lineage: Eukaryota; Metazoa; Chordata; Amphibia; Anura; Bombinatoridae
Product: sperm-specific protein Don juan-like
Exons: 3
Coding region: 32-256 (74 amino acids)
Source: RefSeq, a predicted model, not a curated record
ACAAGCAGAUCUUGCAGAACCAUAACCAGUCAUGUCUGGAGUUAAAGGAGGACAUUGUCACCAGAAGACCCAGUGCCAGGAUCCCUGCAAGGACCCCUGCCAGAAGCAGAGCGUGUGCCAAGAUCCUUGCCAGAAGCAGAGCGCCUGCCAUGACCCAUGCAAACCUGUGCAGCAUUGCCAGAACCAGAGCACUUGUGUGCAGAAAAAAGACCCUUGCCACCCUGAUCCUUGCCAGAGCCAAGCGAAGCAUUGCUAAUACCUGGAAGAAGUCAAAACUGGAUGACUCAAUGUAUUUAGAAUACAUUUCCUGCAUAUAAAAACAAGUUAUUCAACCUUUGUCUUGUAAAAAAAUAAAUGCAGCUGAACAUA